AUGGGUGUAAUCAGCUGUGAAUUUCUACAGGCAUUUAGAAAAGAAAGUGCUCAGCUUCCGGUGCAACGAGCUUGGGAAUCGAAGAACGAAGAGAUCCUAAAUUGCCUCAAGUACGUCCGACCCGGAGGCGGGUUCAAGCCCAAUUUCACGCUCUUUGAGUUCAAGGUGAAUGGCGCGCUGCACACAGCUCUUCGCCUUCCUGCAGGAGGCUCAGCCCGUGCUGGUGAUGACGCCGCUGCGCUCAUGACCGACCCCAAGUUCAUCACUUGGUCCCCAGUGUGCCGCAUCAACAUCAUCGGGAACUUCGAGAAGUUCCUAGUGGGCCCGGACCGCGUGCCUGUGCGCAGAUACAGCCGCCACUGUCUGACCUUCGACAUGGAGCCCGACGUGGAAGUCCUGCUGUCCCAGGGGCCCAGCUGUGCCUAG
Equus caballus (horse) is the source of this 426-nucleotide messenger RNA. The record is from RefSeq and is a predicted model, not a curated record. NCBI's taxonomy places the organism in Eukaryota, Metazoa, Chordata, Mammalia, Perissodactyla, Equidae.